Cyprinodon variegatus (sheepshead minnow) is the source of this 2280-nucleotide messenger RNA. Its product is annotated as ubiquitin carboxyl-terminal hydrolase 22. The transcript has 14 exons. Gene Ontology annotation, molecular function: zinc ion binding; cysteine-type deubiquitinase activity. Bases 1 to 1569 code for a protein of 522 amino acids. The record is from RefSeq and is a predicted model, not a curated record. NCBI's taxonomy places the organism in Eukaryota, Metazoa, Chordata, Actinopteri, Cyprinodontiformes, Cyprinodontidae. Gene Ontology annotation, biological process: protein deubiquitination.
AUGAGUCCGGCCGGGUGCUCCCAUGUGAACGGUUAUAAGGUGGAUAAUUGGAAACAAAACCUCCGAGUCAUAUACCAAUGCUUUGUCUGGAGUGGCACUGCUGAGACCAGGAGACGCAAGGUGCUUCAGAGUGAUGCAGGAUGGACAGAUCUGGCCAAGUCGUGUAUCUGUCACAUGUGUGGCGCCCACCUGAAUCGACUCCACUCUUGUCUGUACUGCGUCUUUUUUGGCUGUUUUACAAAGAAACACAUUCACGAACACGCAAAAAACAAAAGACACAAUCUAGCAAUAGACUUAUUAUAUGGUGGAAUAUACUGUUUUGUGUGUCAAGACUACAUAUACGACAAAGACUUGGAACAGAUUGCCAAAGAGGAACAGAGGAAAGCCUGGAAAUUGCAAGGAAUUGGGGAGAAAUACACAACGUGGGAGCCCACUAAGAGAGAGCUAGAGUUAUUACGACACAAUCCAAAGCGAAGGAAAAUCACUACCAACUGUACCAUAGGUUUACGAGGGCUAAUAAACCUGGGCAACACGUGUUUCAUGAACUGUAUCGUCCAAGCCCUAACUCACACGCCGCUGCUGCGAGACUUUUUUCUCUCUGACAGACACAAGUGCGAGAUGCAAUCAAACUCCUGUCUGGUGUGUGAGAUGUCGCAGCUUUUUCAGGAGUUCUACUCGGGCCACCGUUCACCGCACAUUCCCUUCCGCCUGCUGCACCUGGUUUGGACUCACGCACGGCACCUCGCAGGUUAUGAGCAGCAGGAUGCCCACGAGUUCCUUAUUGCGGCGUUGGAUGUUCUACAUCGGCACUGCAAAGGAGACACAAUAAGAGACGACAACGGGAAGAAGACCAACAAUCCAAAUCACUGUAACUGCAUCAUUGACCAAAUCUUUACUGGGGGCCUACAAUCUGAUGUUACCUGUCAGGUUUGCCAUGGGGUUUCAACAACCAUAGAUCCAUUUUGGGACAUCAGUUUGGAUUUGCCAGGUUCAUCUACGCCUUUUUGGCCUCUGAGCCCCGGAGGGGACAGCGGCACAGUCAACGGCGAGAGCCACCUGUCAGGAUCCACCACACUCACAGACUGCCUACGCAGGUUUACACGGCCUGAGCAUCUUGGAAGCAGUGCCAAAAUCAAGUGUGGGGGUUGCCAUAGUUACCAGGAGUCCACCAAACAGCUGACAAUGAAAAAGCUCCCCAUUGUAGCAUGUUUUCAUCUCAAACGGUUUGAGCAUUCUGCUAAAUUGCGGCGGAAGAUCACUACAUAUGUUUCCUUCCCUUUAGAGCUGGACAUGACACCUUUCAUGGCAUCCAGUAAAGAGAGCAGAAUGAAUGGGCAGUAUCAACAGUCAGUGGACAUAUUGAACAACGACAAUAAGUAUUCCUUGUUUGCUGUGGUCAAUCACCAAGGCACAUUGGAGAGCGGCCACUACACUAGCUUCAUCCGUCAACACAAAGACCAGUGGUUCAAAUGUGACGAUGCCAUUAUCACCAAGGCCAGCAUUAAGGAUGUACUUGAUAGCGAGGGGUAUCUUUUAUUCUACCAUAAACAGUUCCUUGAGUAUGAAUAAAUCCUCUGACCUUUGAUCAGGAAGAACCACUGCUUCAAAGGGGAGAGCGAAGAGACAAGGGUGCAGGACGAAACGAAAACACACAAACCUACCUGAAACCUUUUUCAACUACCAGUCUGCUCCUUCACUGAGAGCUAUUUAAAAAAAAAAAGACAUAAAAUCAUGGAAACUAAUAAAAAAGAAAAGCACUGAGCUACUUCUUGGCAUCUACUUGACAAAACUGAAUGAAAAGGAAUGCUGGUGGAAAAGUCGUCCAUCACCUGUUCAGAUGUGGGCUCAGGGAAGAGGCUCCAGACCCCUCAGUCUCUCUGUCCCCUGACCCCCUUUUGCUGCAGGGAUGGAGUGUGAUACUGGGCACACCUGGGAUUUUCUUACAGUAUUCUAAUCUCCAUGCCCCCUCCCCUUCCAUUUCUCUCCCAUGGUGCUCUCAUUUCAACUGACCAAGCAUUUAAACCUGCUCAUAAUGAGGAUCAUAUGCAUAUAGGACUAAAUGCAAACAAAAAAAUAAGCCCUAACACAGACCAGUGUAUUGCAACUUCUGCUAGGACCCUUUUGAAGGUUUGGUCAGGAUUUUUAUCAUUUGUGACUUUAGUUUUGAAAUACUGUAUGAAUCCUAGCAUACAUCUACGUUUAAGAGCAAAGAAAACAUGGGAGAGCUUAGAAACGCUGCCUUUUCAGUUGCUGGAGAAGCGCUGCCAUGGAAACUAAACA